This is a messenger RNA of Cucurbita pepo subsp. pepo (vegetable marrow), 2228 nucleotides long. Its product is annotated as receptor protein kinase-like protein ZAR1. NCBI's taxonomy places the organism in Eukaryota, Viridiplantae, Streptophyta, Magnoliopsida, Cucurbitales, Cucurbitaceae. Gene Ontology annotation, biological process: protein phosphorylation. Gene Ontology annotation, molecular function: protein binding; protein kinase activity; ATP binding. The record is from RefSeq and is a predicted model, not a curated record.
AGUGGGUUCUUCUUCUACCCUUCACUGCAUCACUCAUUUCUCUUCCAAAUUCAAAUUCAACCUCCAAGCUCCUCAACAAUGGCGGAAUCCCAAUCCCUAAUCUAACCCUUUUAUUAAAUCCCCAAAAUGCCCCCAUUCUCCUCCUCCUUCCUACUCACCUUCUUCUUCUUCUCCUUCUCCCUUUCUUUUACUUCCUCUCUCAACUCCGACGGCCUCUCCCUCCUCGCCCUCAAAGCCGCCAUUGAAUCCGACCCAUCUCACGUCCUUGAGUCCUGGUCGGAAUUUGACUCCACCCCAUGUCACUGGCCGGGAAUCGUCUGCACUCGCGACCGUGUCACUCAGCUCUCCCUCCCCAACAAAGCCCUCACCGGCUACAUCCCAUCUGAAAUCGGCCUCCUCGAUUCCCUCCGCCGCCUCAACCUCGCAUUCAACAAUUUCUCUAAACCGAUCCCUUCUCAUCUCUUCAACGCCACGAAUCUUGUCGUUCUUGACCUUUCCCACAACUCCCUCUCCGGUAUACUUUCCGAUCAAAUCGGUGACCUGAGGAAGCUUCGCCAUCUCGAUUUCUCCUCUAAUUUCCUCAAUGGCUCUCUCCCCAAUCGCCUCACUGAGUUAACAGAACUCGUCGGAACUCUCAAUUUGUCCUACAAUCGAUUCUCCGGUGAGGUUCCGUCAUCGUUUGGUAACCUCCCUUUGAUUGUGAACCUCGAUGUCCGUCACAAUAAUCUCACCGGGAAAAUCCCUCAGGUGGGUUCGCUUUUGAAUCAAGGUCCGACGGCGUUUUCCGACAACCCGAGUCUAUGUGGGUUUCCGUUACAGACGCCAUGUCCAGAAGCUCAGAACCCGAAUGUUUUCCCGGAGAAUCCACAGAAUCCCAAGUCUGUAAACGGGAACUUCCCGGGGUACGGCGGCGGGAGAGAGAAUGCCGGAGGUGGUGUCGCUGGGUCGGGUAUGGUGGCGGUGGUUUCGUCGAUAUUCGCGGUGGUGGGGGUGGUGUCGCUGACGGUGUGGUGGUUCCGGAGGAAAGGUGUAGAGGGUAGGGCAGAGGAGGGCAAAUCGGGAAAGGGGAGUCCGGAGAGGGAGAGUUUGGGGGAGUCGGAAGGGCAAAAUGGUAAAUUCGUAGUGAUGGAUGAAGGGAUGAAUUUGGAAUUAGAGGAUUUGUUGAGGGCAUCGGCUUACGUGGUGGGGAAGAGUAGGAGUGGGAUAGUGUACAAAGUAGUGGCGGGGCGGGGAUCUAGUGCGGGCGCGAGUAUUGUAGCUGUAAGGAGACUUAACGAUGGUGAUGCCACGUUGACGUUAAAGGAUUUCGAAUAUGAGAUCGAGUCCAUUGGUAGGGUCCAGCAUCCCAACAUCGUACGGUUGAGAGCCUAUUACUACGCAGCUGAUGAGAAACUGCUGGUCACUGAUUUCAUCAAGAAUGGGAGCUUGCACACCGCGCUACAUGGAAGUCCGUCGAGUUCUUUGUCACCUCUGCCAUGGUCUGCAAGGUUAAAAAUUGCUCAAGGAGCUGCAAGGGGUUUGGCCUACAUUCAUGAAUUCGGUGCUCGAAAAUACGUACAUGGAAACAUAAAAUCGACAAAAAUCCUUCUCGACGACGAUUUCGAGCCUUACAUUUCAGGUUUUGGACUUAGUCGUCUCGGCCAAGGAGCACCCAAGUUCACUCCAACCUCCUCCAAGAAGUUGAGCUCAAACCAGAACAUGAUAAGCUCAAUCAUGGGGUCAAGCAUUUCGAGUCCCUCGGCGAUAUACUUGGCGCCAGAGGUUCGGGAGUUUGGAGGGAAGUACACGCAGAAAUGCGACGUGUACUCGUUCGGGAUUGUGAUUCUUGAACUUUUGAGCGGUAGAUUGGCCGAUGUCGUAUCGGAAAAUGAUGGGAAGGGGUUGGAAUGUUUCGUGAGAAAGGCGUUUCAAGAAGAGCGGCCAUUGACUGAUGUUAUCGACCCUGCACUUGUGCCUGAGAUUUAUGCUAAGAAACAAGUAGUUUCGACGUUUCAUAUUGCACUGAAUUGCACCGAGCUUGAUCCCGAGCUGCGUCCGAGAAUGAGAAUGGUGUCGGAGUGUCUCGAUCGAAUUAAAUCUCAGUGAAAAGUAGUAUGUUGUAACAUUGUUUUCAGAUUGUGUAGGUAGGUGUGAGAUAUGUGAUGAAUUAGGCUAACAACAACAGUCCAAGAGUUGUGCCAUUAAGAAAUGAAAGUUCUUCCUUUUUUCUUGUGUUUGGAUGAACCCAA